Molecule: messenger RNA, 2473 nt
Organism: Anopheles funestus (African malaria mosquito)
Lineage: Eukaryota; Metazoa; Arthropoda; Insecta; Diptera; Culicidae
Product: NADPH oxidase 4-like
Exons: 10
Coding region: 639-2324 (561 amino acids)
Biological process (GO): defense response; superoxide anion generation
Cellular component (GO): NADPH oxidase complex; plasma membrane
Molecular function (GO): superoxide-generating NAD(P)H oxidase activity
Source: RefSeq, a predicted model, not a curated record
UCGUGGAAAGUCGCGAUUGGAUAAUGCUGUCGGUUUACUGCUUCUCGUGAAAUAUUUUAAUUGCCUGUUAGGUUGAUCGUGGCCGCAGCCACGUUAGAGUGUGUGAUGCUAGCAUAAAUGUUAGCAAAGUUUAAAUUAAAGUUACUAUUCCCAAACUCCAGUUAGUGGAACUAUGAACUGUGAGAGAUAUUUUAUAAUUUCCAAUAAACCGCAAUCCAUCCGGAAGGUAACUGUCCGAUAACCGUUAUCGCGAUAAGUAAGCCUAAUAGCCAUGACAGUGUAAAAGUUGGUCAAGAAACUAGGCUACAAAGAGGCUUUUUUUAUGCGUUCUCCCAAUUCGGACACAACCUAACUACAGUGAGUGCAGUGCCCGUUAACCAUGUCCGGGAAACAGAUGUGCAAACGGUGCGUGCAUUUGAUGUUCUAUUUUUGUACCGAAACAGACAUCGAUCGUGCUGGACGGCGACAUAACAUCUGAUUGGGUUCGACCGCUAGUAUAAACAAUCGUCGUAACAUUUACUGAUCAUCUAUGCUAUCAUCAUUGUGGAGGGGUGAAAACAUCUGCGAUCAUUGCGUUAGUUCCGGUUGGGGGUGGUUAUUGCAGUAGGUGGAGGAGCACCUCACAAAAAUGAUUUACGAUGGAGCGUGUGAACAAAAUCUAUCACUCAUCAAGAAAUUUUAUGUUCAAAUAUAUCAUCGCGCUACUCUGGACCGGAUUCAAUUUUUUCGUAUUCUGUAAAGCAUUCAGCAACUAUCAUCACGAUGUGGAAUACUAUUAUCUUAGCCGAAUUCUGGGGAAUGGUUUAUGCGUUUCACGUGGAACAGCACCCGUACUGAAUGUAACCAUGGCCCUGAUAACAUUGCCUACUUGCAAGACGUUCAAUUUACUACUCCACAAACUGUUCGGUCGAUGGUCUAUGCGUUUGCUGGUUCAUUAUCUGGAGAAGACGAAGGUUCUGCAUCUGAUAUUGGGAUACAGCUUGUUGAUAGUUGCGAUUGUACACAGUGUGGCACAUUUUGUGAACAUCGUUAACUUUGUGGACAAUUACGACGAACGCUAUCGGGAAAUCAACUGGGCGAAUGGGCCAGAUGACAACAUCCUGCGGCUGCUGUUCGCUACUCCUACGGGGUUUUCUGGCUGCAUCAUGCUGGUAACGCUGGUAGCAAUGGCUUACCUAGCUCGACGAUCGGUACGUGAUCGAUUUUAUAAUAGCUUCUUUACCUCGCAUCAUCUGUUUCUCGUAUUUUAUGGAAUGAUGUUCUAUCACCCGUUAAGCAACAUCAUCAAACAUCAAACCAACACCGAUAAGCAUAGGAUUAUGUGUGAUCUUGUCGAUAAUAUAACGCUGCACAGCAACGAGGACUUGCUGGUACUGUGCGAGGAACCUCCAGAAUUUGCGGCCGGUGUAAAACGGGCAUGGAUUUGGCCACUAAUAGGGCUACUGAUCUAUCUGCUGGAUAUUUCUUUCCGUUAUCUAAGCUCCCAUUCGGAACGCUACCGUGUUGCAACCGUCCAAACGUAUGCAAUGACGGGACAUGCGGUACAUCUACGGUUACAGUUUUGUAGAAAAUCCCCAGUUAAGAUCUUGCCCGGCCAGUACGUGCUGCUACAGUGUCCUGCAAUUUCGACACUCGAGUGGCAUCCAUUUACGAUAACGGAGCUACCAGUAGAGGGUCGGAACGAUAUUACACUCACGAUCAAGGUGCGUGGUGACUGGACCGAGGAGCUUUACGGUCGAGUUGCACAGCGCGAACAGUGCAAGCGAAAUCUGGGAGGUGUUGACCCGUACCGGCGGAUAGAGUUUCUUCUCGAUGGACCAUACCCUUCGGUCAUGAGUAAUAUGCUUGAUUGCAAGAGGAUUCUUUUUAUCGGUGCUGGCGUUGGCAUUACACCGUUUGUUACCAUCAUGCGGUUGCUGUUAAGUACAAAUGUCGAUCAGCCGGCUCGAGUUCAUCUCGUUUGGAUUGCACGCAGUUUGGAAACGUUUCUAUGGUUUGCGGACGAGAUUGCCCGUUUGCAGGAGAAGUUCUGGAGCCAAAAUAAACCGGAUCGUUUUUGGGUAAAGUUGUACUGGACGCAAAACUAUGAUGAACAUCUGCUAGCGGAAUGUUUUGGCGAUAUGCCAUCGAUCAAGUCACGGAUGCACCAAGGACGUCCGAACUGGAAUGAUGUCUUUAUCGAUCUAGUUACACUUUAUCCGAAAAAAUCGGUUUCCGUUUUUAGUUGUGGCCCGAAGGAGCUGACGAAAGAGAUUCGGCUAAAGUGUAAGGAGUACAGCAAGCAUGGAUGCAAAUUAAGCUACUUUCACGAAGGAUUUGGAUAGUGUUGGUGCUGGAUGAGUUGCUUUAGUUUAAAAUAUUCGAAUCCUUUUUUUAACACACAUUUUAAAUAGUAUUUGUAUGCUUUUGAUGGAUAGAAGAUAGAGCUUUUAAUGGUGCCAUAGGUUGAAUAAAAAUAGAAUCGUCUCUCUGA